AAACCCGCCUAGAGAGAGAGAGAGAGAGAGAAGAUGGACAGAUACAAGCUCUUCUCUCUCUCCUCAUCCUCCCCUUCUCUCUCCACUUUCCUCCCCUCGCCCCACCGCCCUCCCCCAUCUCCCUCGCUCCCCUGCAAACGGUCCUCCGUCUCGGCCUCCCUCCUCCGCUCCCAGCAACCGCCGCCGGCGCGGGCCCCGGCGCCGCCCCCCGCCGUGGAGGCCUUCUGGGAGUGGCUCCGCCGCGAGGGCGUCGUCUCCGCCAAGACCCCGGCGAAGCCCGCGGUCGUCCCGGAGGGCCUGGGCCUCGUCGCCCAGAGAGACAUUGCCCGGAACGAGGUCGUCCUGGAGGUGCCCAAGAGGCUGUGGAUAAACCCGGAGGCGGUGGCCGGGUCGGAGAUCGGGCGGGUGUGCGAGGGGCUGAAGCCGUGGAUGUCCGUGGCUCUGUUCUUGAUCAGGGAGAAGCUGAGGGACGACUCGCCGUGGCGGGUCUACCUCGAUGUCCUCCCGGAGUCCACCGAUUCUACUGUGUUUUGGUCAGAAGAGGAGCUGGCUGAGCUGCAAGGAUCCCAGCUAUUGAGAACAACAUUAGGUGUGAAAGAGUAUGUGGAGAGUGAAUUCCGGAAAUUGGAACAAGAGAUUAUAUUACCUAACAGGCAGCUCUUCCCUUCUCAUAUAACAUUCGAUGACUUCCUCUGGGCAUUUGGCAUUCUUAGAUCAAGGGCAUUUUCAAGACUUCGUGGCCAAAACCUUGUGUUGAUCCCCCUUGCAGACCUGAUUAAUCACAGUCCCAGUAUUACCACAGAAGAUUAUGCAUAUGAAAUCAAAGGUGGUGGUCUUUUCUCAAGAGAGCUGUUAUUUUCUUUGAGGAGCCCUGUUUCUGUCAAAGCUGGUGAACAGGUUCUGAUUCAGUAUGAUUUGAAUAAGAGCAAUGCUGAAUUGGCUCUGGAUUAUGGGUUCAUAGAAUCAAAGUCAGAGCGUAACUCAUAUAGGUUAACACUGGAAAUAUCUGAGUCGGAUCAAUUUUUUGGAGACAAGCUGGAUAUAGCCGAGUCAGAUGGUCUGGGUGAGACUGCAUAUUUCGAUAUAGUUUUGGGUCAACCUCUUCCACCAACAAUGCUUCCGUAUUUGCGGCUAGUAGCUCUAGGAGGAACAGAUGCUUUCCUUUUGGAAUCCCUUUUCAGGAACAAAAUAUGGGGCCACCUGCAAUUGCCUGUAAGUCGGGCCAAUGAGGAGCUAAUAUGUCGUGUUGUUCGAGAUGCUUGCAGAUCUGCACUUUCUGGUUAUCGUACCACAAUUGAAGAGGAUGAGAAGCUUGCAGAAAAAGGGAAUCUCACCCGUAGGCUGGAGAUUGCAGUCGGUGUUAGAGCUGGGGAGAAGAGGGUGCUGCAGCAAAUUGACAAUGCAUUCAAGGAUAGAGAAAUGGAAUUAGAUGAGUUGGAAUACUACCAAGAAAGGAGGCUUAGAGAUCUUGGUCUUGUUGGCGAGCAAGGUGACAUUAUCUUUUGGGAGAAGUAAAACUUUAUGUGCACUCCCAUGGGAUCCUCGUCUAAUAUGACAGAAAGCAAGAGAGCAAUGUUGUUCGCUGCGUGUGGCUUUCCCUACUCUCCAAACCAAAUUUGGAUACUGACAGAGAAAGCACAACCAGAAACGUGAUAUUCCUUGCUUCAUUUACUUGCAACAGCUAUGUUAAGAAGACUUUACUCUGCAUGGCUUUUGCUCCGUAAUCCUUCUGCCAUAUUGUCUACCCCGACCAACUUCCACCUGCCUGGGCUCUGUUAAUUGUGCAAGGUCAACUUGAAUGAGGCUCUAUGUAUUCUUAGUUAACAUGCAGAUGAUUAUAGAAACUUUGCAGCCAUGUUUAAUGUUUGUUGCUGUAUUUAUAUCGCUUCAAUGACCAUUUGAUAUAGCUGUUUGUAGGUGCAGUCCUGGUGCUAUAUUACCCGUCUGUAUUUUACUGGACUCUGGGUUUGAUAAAGAUCUGCUUGAUAUAUUCGUUCUAUUUGUAUAAGCCAACACGAAGAUAUAACAUAAAAGGGUCUUCUUUCUUUC
Messenger RNA from Eucalyptus grandis, 2049 nucleotides. Its product is annotated as fructose-bisphosphate aldolase-lysine N-methyltransferase, chloroplastic. Gene Ontology annotation, cellular component: chloroplast. Gene Ontology annotation, molecular function: protein-lysine N-methyltransferase activity; [ribulose-bisphosphate carboxylase]-lysine N-methyltransferase activity; protein binding. The transcript has 6 exons. Bases 34 to 1515 code for a protein of 493 amino acids. Gene Ontology annotation, biological process: peptidyl-lysine monomethylation. The record is from RefSeq and is a predicted model, not a curated record. NCBI's taxonomy places the organism in Eukaryota, Viridiplantae, Streptophyta, Magnoliopsida, Myrtales, Myrtaceae.